Messenger RNA from Sesamum indicum (sesame), 1256 nucleotides. Its product is annotated as membrane protein PM19L. Lineage: Eukaryota; Viridiplantae; Streptophyta; Magnoliopsida; Lamiales; Pedaliaceae. The record is from RefSeq and is a predicted model, not a curated record.
UCAACCAAAUAAGGCUGGGUUCUGAGGUGGAUUGGAAACAGAGGAGAUGGCGGUAAAUUUCAAACAAGAGAGUGCUGAAUGGUGAUUGAGACUUGGUGAGCCCCCCAAAGCCAAAAGCAGAAGGCAGAAGCAGGGCGGCGGCAGCGGCGGCCAGACCACCGAAGCAACACCUGUAGGGUUAAGCCUUGUACAAGCAACCCACGUACACCAUCAUACUCACUCAUCAGCCCCACACUAUAUCAUCAUCACUCCCAUUAUAUAUAUAUAUAUAUAUAUAUAUGUAUAGAGAGAGAGAGAGAGAGAGAGAGAGAGAGAAAGUGAAGAGAGUAGAAUUGAAGUAAUUGAAUGGCGUAUGGAAGAGGCGGAAGAAGGCUGAUGGGGCCUCUGCUGGCGGUGAACUCAGUGGUAUAUAUGAUACUGCUGGGCCUAGCUGGAUGGUCUCUGGACAAAUACAUCGACGGCCAGCAGAAUCAUCCGCAUCUGGGCGGAAACCCUUCGACGAUAUUCCUGCUCGUAUAUGCAUUGAUUGCGGGAGUGAUAGGCGCGUGCUCUGUGUUUCUGGGGUUUGCGCAUCUUCGCGUGUGGAACAAUGUAAGUCUUGCUAGUGCUGCUACUUCAGCAACUAUUGCUGUGGCGGUAACUGCGCUUGCUUUCGGUUCUAUGGGAUACAGGCUUGUCUGCAAGCAGAUUACAAUGGGAGGGCAUAGGGGAAAACGAUUGCAAACACUAGAAGCGUUUAUCGCUAUAUCUGGAGUGAGCCAGCUGCUAUACCUGCUGCUGCUGCAUGCUGGCAUUUUUAGCAGCAGAUAUGGACCAGCUUACAACGGCUAGCGUAAAUCCAGCAUAUGGCACAACACUAUCAGGAUGUGCUAUCACAAAGACUGGAGAAGGAAGUUAGACUAUAGUUUCUGCCUGGAUACUUUGUUUUGUGGCUCAAACUCAAAAGGCAUACACUGGAUAUAUUUGCAGAGAAGUCGACACUUACGUGUAUUUAUUACAAAAAAAAAAACAUGUGAUGCCAUUAAAAUGAUGUAAAGGGAUUUCACUUCUUGUAAGGUCAAGAAAUACUGAUUCUAUUUUGGCUUUGAAAUGCCAUUGGAGAAGUUUGGAUGACUAAUACAAUGAGUUCUCGUUUCCUGAAUGCUGUGUGCAGGCAGGCAAUUCUGUUGACUUGAGCCUCAAGUAUGAUGAUAUAGCAAUUCAAUUCAACUCACAAUGAUGCUAGACUAGCAGUCUGAUUAGGAUUUUAUGCCAAA